AGAAGGAAAGAGGAGAUGUUGCUUGUAUGUGCUGCUCGCUGCUGGGUCUCAGCGAGCGAGGACAGGCAAGGAGAGCGCAUGCGUGUCCUUGCCGCGGCUCUCUGAUCGAAUUCCUGAAGCCUGCUGUGGUGUUUGGGGACCAUCAUGUCGGGUGCGCGCACGUCAAGGACGCACGGCCCGCUCUCGUUGCUGUCUCCUGACUUACUGAGGUAGAGGCGAAGGGAAGCAAAAUGGCGGACAGGUUCUCCCGCUUCAACGAGGACAGGGACUUCCAGGGUAAUCACUUUGAUCAAUAUGAAGAAGGCCACUUGGAGAUUGAGCAGGCGUCCUUAGACAAGCCUAUAGAAUCGGAUAAUAUUGGACAUCGCUUGCUACAGAAGCAUGGCUGGAAGCUGGGCCAGGGCUUGGGGAAGUCUCUUCAGGGUAGGACAGAUCCCAUCCCUAUCGUUGUCAAGUAUGAUGUCAUGGGCAUGGGACGGAUGGAAAUGGAGCUUGACUAUGCUGAAGAUGCUACGGAACGGAGGCGGGUCUUGGAAGUGGAGAAGGAAGAUACCGAAGAAUUGAGGCAGAAGUACAAGGAUUAUGUGGACAAAGAAAAGGCAAUUGCAAAGGCCCUUGAAGACCUUCGAGCCAAUUUUUACUGUGAACUCUGUGAUAAACAGUACCAGAAGCACCAGGAGUUUGACAACCACAUAAAUUCCUAUGAUCACGCCCACAAACAGAGGCUGAAAGAUCUCAAGCAAAGAGAGUUUGCUCGCAAUGUCUCAUCAAGAUCCCGGAAAGAUGAGAGGAAACAGGAGAAAGCCCUCCGGCGUCUUCAUGAGCUGGCUGAGCAGAGGAAACAGACUGAGUGUGCUCCAGGAAGUGGGCCAAUGUUCAGAACCACUACUGUGGCUGUAGAUGAAGAAGGAGGAGAAGAUGACAUGGAUUCAGCAGCUCCCAGUAGUGGCUCAUCCUUCUCACCAGCUUCUGGGCAGGUUACAAAUGUGACCGUGGACAAAAGCAUUGUUUAUACCAGCGGGCAAGCCAGCAGCAACACUGGACUUGGACAGAUUCCUGUCCAGGUGCCACAAACCAUCAGUUUUGGAGUUAACCCUCUUCAGAAGUUAGGUGUCUCUUUCUCAUUUGCCAAAAAGGCCCCUGUGAAGCUAGAGUCUAUUGCCUCUGUCUUCAAAGACCAUGUGGAUGAGUCUGGUUCUCCUGAUGAAAUCAAAGCAGAUGAGGGAGCCCAUUUGGAUUCUGGAAUGUUGGGUAAAAUUGGGGAGGCUGAAGGAGCAAACAGCCCUGACAGCAAGGGAGAUGAAGAGGAGCAACAGCAUGAAAAAGAUGGGGUGGGUCUAAGCACCACACUAUCAAAACUGAAAAAGAUGAAACGGGAAGAUGGGCCAAUGGCAGUAGAGCCAGAAUAUUACCACUACAUCCCACCAGCCCACUGCAAGGUGAAACCCAACUUCCAGUUCCUGCUAUUCAUGAAGGCUACGGAGCAAGUAGAAGCGGAAGCUAUGAGCAAGAAAGCAACUCGUGAAAGAAAGCGGAGCAACUCGCCAAAACCCAAAGUGGCAAAGAACAGUGAGAAGGCUACAGUAGCAGAGUGUGAUACCCAUCAGAAGGAUCUGAGUCCUGCCAACAAAGGCAGCAAAAUGGAAGACAAAGAAAUUCCAGAAGAGGCGAGCAAACAGGAAGGCAAACAGCCCAAGGAACGGAACCCUACAGAGUCAGAUGCUGCUAAAGAGCCUCCCCAGCCUGCACCAAGCAGUAAAGAAGCCACAGAUGGACCCAAGCAUCUAACAGGACCCUUUUUCCCAGUGCUGAGUAAAGAUGAGAGCACUACCCUUCAGUGGCCUUCAGAACUGCUGAUCUUCACCAAAGCAGAACCCUCCGUUUCAUACAGCUGCAAUCCCUUGUAUUUUGAUUUCAAACUGUCUCGCAACAAAGAUGUUAAGGCAAAGGGGGCAGAAAAACAGAAAACUACAACUAGCCUUUCCAAGGAGAAAACCCAGUCGGUCGACGGUGAGGACACAGGCAAGAGCAAAGAGGUGGGUCUCCUAGCUGGCAGCUCCACUUCAGUGUCAGAAACAAAGUCCCUGCCGGCAUGUAGCAAGCGGGAGUCCAGCCCUGUGAGUGCUGGCAAGGGCAAAAGUCUGGAAGAUGGCAGUAAAGGCAGCCUUGUUGGACGCAAAGAUAAAGUGGGGAAAUCCCACAAACACAAAAAGAAGAAGAAGCAUAAGAAGUCCACCAAACACAAACGCAGGCGUAAGAGUGAAGCAGAGGAGAAAAGCAGGGAAGGGGACCUUGCUGAAGAGAAAUCCAAGAAACGGAAGAAACACAAACACAAAAAGAGCAAGCCUGUCUUUCCCACUGAGGCUGAGCGGAUGCAAGGCAUGGAAGAUGCUGGCCACCCCAAGAAGAGCAAGUGGUGCUCUCAAGAUUCCCAGAGGAAGUCUCUCUCUACUGAAGAAGGCAGUAGCAAAAAAGAGGAUAGUGGCACCUCUUCUCAAGAGCACAGCAGCAAAAAACACAAGGGGGACCCACAGCAGGCAUUGUCAACCACAAAGAGGCGGCCUUCUGCACCAAAUUCAGGACGCCCCAGCCACAGGGGCCGACAAAGCAGUGGUGGCUGCGAGAGUGACGAGGACUCCUGCCGCAAACACUUCAGGCCAAAGUCAGCAUCACAGUACAGUGAUGAUUAUGACUCUGGCAGUGACUGCUCACGGAGCCGCUCCCGGUCAGGACAUAGGCAUUCCUCUCGAAGAUCAUCUCAGAGGUCAUACUCAACAAGUUCAUAUGCCUCCUCGGACAACAGCCGGUAUAGCCGGCGGCGGAGCUACUCGGAGGACAGCUAUACAGACUACAGUGACCGCUCGCGGAGUCGCACUAAGUGUUCCCAUGACUCUGAUUCAGACUAUGCCAGCUCCAAGCGCAGGUCAAAGCGGCAUAAGUACUCCUCUUCGGAAGAUGACUACAGCCUGAGCCGGAGUAGAUCCCGGACCCGAAGCAGGAGUCGAACCCAUGGCAGGGGGAGGUCGAGGAUGAGAAGCCGAGGCAGGACGCGCAGCAGCAGCUGCAGCCGCAGCCGGAGUAAGCGGAGGAGCCGUAGCAGAACAGGGCACAGUUGGAAACGGAGCAGGAGCUACAGCCGGGAGCGUAGUCGAAGCACAAGAAGUCUUUCACAGAGAUCCCUUUCAAGAAAGGGAUCUCGAGGCCACGAGAGCUCUGUUGAGAGAAGAUCAGCGCGGCGAGACUUCAUCCGGUCCAAGAUCUAUCGCUCUCAGUCACCUCACUACUUCAGAGCCAGGCAAAACCAAGGGCCUAUGAGAAAGGAGGAAGUGAGAGCAGAUGAAGCUACAGGGACAAGCAGUCUCCCCCCAAAUAGUGGCAGCUCCAUCUUGGGGAGCAACUGUAGUUCUGAGGGGAAGAACUCUGCCACAGCCAAACUUCUUCUGGAGAAGGUUCAGUCCAAGAAGGUGGAAAAGAAGCCCGGCGGUAAUGAAGACUCCCCUGCAGGGCCCCACAAGGUUGGAAUAAAGCUGAAGGACCCCCCACAGGGCUAUUUUGGCCCAAAGCUCCCUCCCUCCCUUGGCAACAAACCUGUCCUCCCCUUAAUUGGAAAACUCCCUACGGUCCGAAAACCAAGCACCAAGCAAUGUGAAGAAGCUGGCUUAGAAAGAGGGGAGGAACUGGAGCUGUCAGAGCCAGACGAAGCAACCCAUGAAAGUGGUGAGGCAGUCCUGGCAAGCCAGCCUCCAGUGGAGGAGACAUUGGUGACAAUCCAGGAGAGUCUUCCAGGAGAUCAGAAACCAGAAGAAGUCACACCAGAGGUGGUACCUGUUCCCAUUGAGCCACCAGAGCUCCCAGAGCACUAUGGCUCUGGGGAUCUGGUCGUGCCCCACAGCUUCCUCUCCGAUCCCACUGAGGGUGAUGCUUUAGAGUCUUUGGACAGUGGGAACCAGCCUGUCGCCAUUGAAGGCAGGAUGGUUCCAUUAACACCAGAUGUCGAGCACUUCCCUGGCUACGUGUCACAGACUGGGGAGCCGAGCAUCGGCGGGGACCAGGAGGGCACCGAGGACUCUUCCCUGGCACCACUGGAGAGCCAACCCAUCACCUUCACUCCCGAGGAGAUGGAGAAGUACAGCAAGCUCCAACAGGCAGCUCAGCAGCACAUCCAGCAGCAGCUCCUUGCCAAGCAAGUCAAGGCCUUCCCUGCCUCAGCAGCCCUAGCCCCAGCCGCGGCCCCUACCCUGCAGCCCAUCCAUAUCCAGCAGCCCACAGCAGCUGCAGCCACCUCCAUCACCACCGUUCAGCAUGCCAUCCUGCAGCAUCAUGCAGCGGCAGCUGCCGCAGCCAUUGGCAUCCACCCACACCCUCACCCCCAGCCUCUCGCUCAAGUGCAUCAUAUCCCUCAGCCUCAUUUGACCCCCAUCUCCUUGUCCCACUUAACCCACUCAAUUAUCCCAGGGCAUCCAGCCACUUUCCUGGCCAGCCACCCCAUCCAUAUCAUCCCUGCCUCUGCCAUCCACCCAGGUCCCUUCACCUUUCAUCCUGUCCACCAUGCUGCCCUCUAUCCAACCCUUCUAGCCCCUCGACCAGCUACAGCUGCUGCUGCCACCGCAUUACACCUCCACCCUCUUCUGCACCCCAUUUUCUCAGGACAGGACUUGCAGCAUCCCCCCAGCCAUGGCACAUGAAGGAAUGAGAAAGCGGCAGCCUUUAUCAGUGUGGAGGGGCAGGGGCAUGUGUGUCUGUGCUUGUGUAUUUAGUUUCUCUCUGAAAGGCACUGUUUGACACAGACUUGAGAAGAGCCAAAGAAGGGAAGAAUUGGGCAGAGAGACUAGGUAACGCAAGAGGCUGCUCCGUGGAAGAAGGGAAAGCUUUGCGGCGAAGAGUUUCUAGGGGCUUCUGCGUCCAGGGAGAGGGCUUAUUCAUCUCUGUAUAGUUCAUUGACAGUUGCUCCCUCCCCCUUUAAAUUUCUGAUUUUCACAUUUUAAAUUUCCCUUCACUCUGAAAACCGAAGUGGGUAAUGCCCAAAUUACCUUGCUUUCAGUAUCUGUAUUUAAUAAAGGCGUGAAAGUAGCCGUUUGGGUCCCCCUUAAAGCUUAACUUGAGCAAGAGAGCCAGCAGACAUUCAGCACCUGGACUAUCCCUUUGUUACUGCCUUCUCCCCUUUUGAGAACCACGCGCAGAAGCCCGCCGAUUGAUGCAAGCAGGAAAGUCGCUUUCUGGUCACCAGUUUCCAGUUUCAGACAGGCUUGGCAGUGCUAUCCUUUUACAUACACACACAAUCUACAAUGCUGCUGAGAGAGAACAGAGAGCAGUCCCUUCAGUCCUUGAAGCAAUAUGGUGGACUAGAGUCCUGUGAACGUCCUGAAGUGACUCUGUAACUUGUACUCUUUCCUCUGUAAUAUUGACGGUUCUUUAUUAACUUAUGAAUUUUUGUUUCAGAAGAAAAAGAAAGUUUAAGAAAUUGCACUGAUCUCUGUACAUGACAAAAUGCUGCUUUUUGUAGCUCCUCUGACAAAUGUUCCAUAUUGGUAGUAUACUGCAAUAACACUUUUUACAGCCCGUUCUUUGAGUGGUACUCGUUCCAGUGGCUUUGAUUAGCUAUACAUUUUGAUGUAGUUGGAAAGAAAACUCUUGUCAAAGGUUCAAAGCUUCUAGUUGCGGCUAGGGUGCAAGAUGGCUUCGAGCAUGUAUAUUUUAUUGAGCUCAAGUUUUUUUUUUAAUGUACUAUAAAAUGGGGGGGGGACUUUCAUUUUACAGGAGAAAAUGUGACAAGAUUUGGAAUAAACAAGGAGCAGUGUUCUGGGCCCCUCUGUAUUGUAACUAAUAAAUUCCAUCCUGUGCAACAGGCAUUCUUUGCAGAUUCAAUGAUAAAAGAGAGCUAAUGGGGCAGCUGAAGUGUUCGCUGCAUGCUGUAUUCAGUAGCCAGGCCACCAACUUGGGAGAAAUGGCCAGUUGGCUCAACAAAGCAGGAGACCACUUUCUAGUCAGAGGAAAAGGAGGGCCCCACAGAAAAUACCCAAAUCCCAGUCAUUUUUCCUGGUCCAACCACUUGUUUUGAGUCAUUAUGCAACAUAGCUUCUUAGUGAGUGUGUGUGUGUGCGUGUGCAGGUUCCUUAUUUUCAAAUAUGUGCCUUUUUAUGUUUUGAAGAGGCUUUGAGUGGUGUGUUUUUGUUCUGAAUCCUCUUCCUCCUCCUUUCUUGGGAUAUUCUUCUAAAAUUAAAGGGUUGCCCUAUCCUUGCAGCUGUCUCUUUGAUAUAGGUGCUGUGUGCCUGGAAAGAAAAGGAAUUGCCCCAUUGCCACUUCCUGGGGUCAGGUCUUUUAAAAAAAGAGAGAGAGAGAGAUUGAGAAUUGCUGCCAGUUAAGCUUAGGUCUCAGUUGAGGGUAGUGUUGUGUACAGAGGGUGGUCUGAUUCCUACACAGUGGUGGCUGUUUGUGACCUGUGUCCAGACCGCAGAGGGCACUGUUAGCCAGUAACCCGAAUCAUUACCUCCACUCCAAAAUUUUGAAAAUAACCACUAUCACUUGCAGCCCUAAAAUGGCCCAGGCUGUAGUCCUCUCUACGCUUCCUUACCUUGUGCUCCAAGAGACUGGCACAGGAAAUGCUGCUCUGACAAAGGGACUCAGUUGUUGGUAGCUGCUGUAAAUAUUCAAAAAAGUAACAGUAUUAAUUUCUCAGUGCUUCAUUCCCUUGAGGUUCAGACUUCAGAUGCAGCACUCCAGUGGGGUGCACAAGGAGACUGGACUUUCACAAGAGUGCUUACAACAAAAAGAACACACUAUUACUUCAGUAUCGGCAGACUAUAUUUAACUUUGUCACAUAAAAGUAUAUAUAUAAAUAUAUAUAUAUAUAUGCUGUAAAAAUGAGGAAAAUAAACUUUAUAAUGAACUAGUAA
This is a messenger RNA of Hemicordylus capensis (graceful crag lizard), 6893 nucleotides long. RefSeq names its product G-patch domain containing 8 (gene GPATCH8). The transcript is spliced from 8 exons. The record is from RefSeq and is a predicted model, not a curated record. Lineage: Eukaryota; Metazoa; Chordata; Lepidosauria; Squamata; Cordylidae. Gene Ontology annotation, cellular component: nucleus. The coding region runs from base 231 to 4685 and encodes 1484 amino acids. Gene Ontology annotation, molecular function: nucleic acid binding.